Messenger RNA from Clupea harengus (Atlantic herring), 1919 nucleotides. RefSeq lists its product as uncharacterized. The record is from RefSeq and is a predicted model, not a curated record. NCBI's taxonomy places the organism in Eukaryota, Metazoa, Chordata, Actinopteri, Clupeiformes, Clupeidae.
UUGGUGACCACGUUUUGAAACUGACUGUAGAAAAACGUGAGAGACGCUCCAAAACUAUUUUGUUUGUUUUGUUUUUUCUUUCACUGAAGCACUGACUUUUCUUACUCUAAAACACUGAAAUAUCCCUUUGGAGAUCAGUAAACUACUUGAACAGUAAAGUAUCUAUCUAUCUAUCUAUCUAUCUAUCUAUCUAUCUAUCCAAACACAGUUCAACAAGCGCAAUGUCUUCAGAAAAGGACCGCCUUGAUGCCCUGCUUGAGGAGAGCACAUCUUUUCUGGAGGAAUUUAACCCACCACAGCCUAAGAAAAAAAGGGAAAAAAAGCACCACCAAGAACCAAAAGUUAGCUGGAGCAGAGAAUCAGCCAAUUUGCAGACCGGAACCUUAAGGGGUUCAAUAAGGGUAGUGUCUUCAGAAAAGGACCGCCUUGAUGCCCUGCUUGAGGAGAGCACAUCUUUUCUAGAGGAAUUUAACCCACCACAGCCUAAGAAAAAAAGGGGAAAAAAGCACCACCAAGAACCAAAAGUUAGCUGGAGCAGAGAAUCAGCCAAUUUGCAGACCGGAACCUUAAGGGGUUCAAUAAGGGUAGUGUCUUCAGAAAAGGACCGCCUUGAUGCCCUGCUUGAGGAGAGCACAUAUUUUCUAGAGGAAUUUAACCCACCACAGCCUAAGAAAAAAAGGGAAAAAAAGCACCACCAAGAACCAAAAGUUAGCUGGAGCAGAGAAUCAGCCAAUUCGCAGACCGGAACCUUAAGGGGUUCAACAAGCGCAAUGUCUUCAGAAAAGGGGUACCUUCAUGAUGUCCUUGAGGAGAGCACAGCUUUUCUGGAGGAAUUUAACCCACCACAGCCUAAGAAAAAAAGGGAAAAAAAGCACCACCAAGAACCAAAAGUUAGCUGGAGCAGAGAAUCAGCCAAUUUGCAGACCGGAACCUUAAGGGGUUCAACAAGCGCAAUGUCUUCAGAAAAGGGGUACCUUCAUGAUGUCCUUGAGGAGAGCACAGCUUUUCUGGAGGAAUUUAACCCACCACAGCCCAAGAAAAAAAGGGAAAAAAAGCACCACCAAGAACUAAAAUUUACCUGGAGACAGAGAGACAUUAGGGGUAGAAUCAUACCCCAGACCACCAGGCCAUCUACCAGUAAAGAUUCAGGGAUUAAGGAAACUCGGGAGAGAGAGGCUGUGGAUCCAUCAUGUAUGCCGGAAAUAGAUCUUGCUCUGAGAGGGGCUUUGGUAGAAGCUGGUGGAGGACAGACAGCAGCGAGAGACAGACAGAGAGAGGGAGGGGAAGGAAAGAUCGUCAUGUCCCUGUGGGGUGCUUUGGGAGAUGUUGUGUCCAGCGUGACUGAGGGAGUGACAGACAUCGUGAAUGCAGCGAUCGGAGCAGAAGAAAGUGCAGAGGAGGGAGAAAAAAAUACUUUUGCAGCCAUCGCCACAGUCAUGGCAGGAACAACUGAAGUGGGCAAGGCGAUGGUAAACGUGUCAGUGGGGCUCACUAAAGGGUUGGUAAACAGCGUACCGAGAGCCAUUAGUGAAGCGACUUCUGCCGCUAACACCGGAGACGCAGUUGGAGCCGUGGCAAAUAUUUUGACAAGGUCAAUGGCAGAUGAACUCGUCUCAGGUGUGAACGAGGUAUCAAAGAGCUCACAGAUGGUUGUAAAGGGAGUUCGACAUGGCAUUGGAUCCAUAACUCAAAAAUAAGAGAGCACUAUGGAAUGUAAUAAACAUGAAAGCGGUCACAAAUGCCGUGAAACGCCAGUGUGUAUCACAUGAAUCCAUGAAUCCUUCAACAUCAAAUACGAAAUGGUUUAACAUGCAAUGUUGUGUCAUAGUCCCUUUGAGGUGUAUGGCAAUGUAUUGUUUUCUAUGACAUGUAUUUGCAUUAAUCACAACAGUCAUAACCACUGCCUUUAUCAAUGCUUG